This is a messenger RNA of Aureobasidium pullulans EXF-150, 1047 nucleotides long. RefSeq lists its product as uncharacterized. Bases 1 to 1047 code for a protein of 348 amino acids. The record is from RefSeq and is a predicted model, not a curated record. Gene Ontology annotation, cellular component: SAGA complex. The transcript is spliced from 5 exons. NCBI's taxonomy places the organism in Eukaryota, Fungi, Ascomycota, Dothideomycetes, Dothideales, Saccotheciaceae.
AUGUCAUCACGGAAUCGUCAGCCGAGGGCUAGUCUGAAUCAAGAUGCCGAUGAGGAGCGUCGACUCUGGAACACGAUCAAAGAAAGAUCGAAGAAGGUUGACACCAUGAUGGCAAGAUGUGCUGUUAUUGGAACCGAGAUUGUGGACGUGGAAAAGCAACAAGCCGCUUUAAUAGAAGCUGGUGAACUCUCAGACAUGCGCCUCGACGAAAGACUCGAGAGCCUCUAUCGUGAAAACGUCAAACUCAGUGAAGACAUCAGUCACAUCGUCGACGGCAAUUCUGAUGAAAUGUCCCUUCUCGACAGCAUCAAAGUUCUCGCCGGCCUCCGUGAAGCCUCUGAAGAAUCUCUCAACCUAUCACGCUCGCAUUCAAAUUCAAAAGGCAGGAAUGCGACGCUCAAGAAGAAAGCCGGCAGUAUGGAUGUGGAUGAUGAAGCAAGUGUGGUCAGUAGUCCUCGUCCUGGUGGCAGACAAGGUGGAGACAGGUUAGCCGUGGAGACGAAGAGUCGAGAGAGGAACAGAGAAAGGAGUGUCACCAGCACGAGAGAAGUGUCAGUCAAAGUCGAAGAUGGAGCAGAAAGUGUAGCUUCCACCAACGAACCACGAGGAUCACGUCUCCAGCUCAACCUCGGCGCUCAAGUCUUCUACCGCAACAAAGGCCGCACACAAGAAGGCGAAGGCAUCCUCUGUCGUGUCACAAACGUCAUUGGCGAAGGCAAACAACGCCGCUACGAAAUCCAAGACGCGGAACCCGAACCUCUCCCUGACGGCGAGUUUCCCCCACCCUACCGGGCUUCAGUCGCUCACCUCAUGCCCAUCCCAACCAAAAACGAUGGCUUGGCGGACUUGAACAAGGGGAGGAACGUACUCGCUCAAUAUCCUGACACUACUACGUUUUACAAGGCAGAAGUCAUGGAAAACUGGCGAUCCAAAGAUCUCAGCGAUACGUCCGACGGCAGUCACCUCGUCCAUCUCUCAUUCGAAGGCGAUGACGGGAAUAACACACAAGUCGAACGCCGCUUCGUCCUCGCCGAAAAGGAAAAGUAG